Selaginella moellendorffii is the source of this 2755-nucleotide messenger RNA. Its product is annotated as pentatricopeptide repeat-containing protein At1g63400. The annotation marks the transcript as partial. Gene Ontology annotation, molecular function: protein binding. NCBI's taxonomy places the organism in Eukaryota, Viridiplantae, Streptophyta, Lycopodiopsida, Selaginellales, Selaginellaceae. The transcript is spliced from 2 exons. The record is from RefSeq and is a predicted model, not a curated record.
GUAUUUUGUCACAAGUUCUCAAGGGAUUUUACUCUGGUGGAGGAGGCUACAUGCUCGUCCCUUGUUCAUGGAUUCGUGGAAGCUGAGAAGCUAGCCGAGGCCGAGAAAGUUCUUCGAGUGAUGUUUCAGCAAGGGAUUUUUCCGGCUCCCUUGCUCUUCACCAGCGUCAUCCAGGGAUGGUGCAACGUUGGGAGAACUUUCGAGGCGGUGAAAAUUUUCUCCCUGAUGGAAGAGUGCCACUCUCCAUACCCGGACGUUUACAACGUUCUGAUAGACAGCCUUUCGAAGAGGCAGGAAACAGAGGCCGUAAAGAAGAUGGUGCAAGUGAUGGUGGACAGAGGGUGUUUUCCUGACUCGUUUACUUUCACCACCAUCUUGUGUGGGCUCUGCAAGGCUGGGAAGAUGGACGAGGCGGAGCUAGUUAUGGACGAGAUGAGAAGCAGGAUGAUACCACCUUACUUUGCAACAUCGAGCUUUCUGGCGCACGAGCUAUGCUUGCGAGGAAGCAUGGAGCGUGCCUUUCAGCUACUGGAGAUUAUGCCAGUUGCAAACUCUAGCGCCUACAACAUCGUCGUAGUGGCGCUUUGCAAGGCUGCCAGAGUGGACGAUGCCUUGGAGCUGGCGAGAACGAUGUCCGAGAAAAGAAUACCUCUCGCGGCCGGUUCUCUCGACUCUGUUCUUGUCGGGCUCAUGGAUUCCGGACGGAUAGACGAGGCGCUGCAAGUUUACAGGGAGAACAGGCGUGAGCCUUGUCUCGUCACCUUGAACGUGCUUCUCGAAGGAUUUUGCUCGCGAGGACAAGUCGACAAGGCUCGCGAGCUUCUCAGAGCGAUGCCCGACGAGGAGUGUGCUCCCGACGAAGUGUCCUACUGCACGGUUUUGGACGGGCUUUGCAAGGCCGGUCGCGUCGAGGAGGCAGUCCGGCUGUUUGGUGACAGAGAACUUCCGUCUAGUUCUUCUUCGAGUUCCUCGCCUCCAAGCCUCCGCGGAUACAAUAUCGUCAUCCUGGGACUGUGCCAAAACGAUAGAAUCGACGAGGCGGUCCAGAUGUUCGAGAAGAUGAACGAAAGAAACGUAUCACCGGAUAGCUGGAGCUAUGGUAUCCUCAUCGACGGCCUCGCCAAGGCAGGGAAACUUAACGACGCUCGCAACCUUUUCCAAAAGCUUCUACACUCGGGAGUGACUCCCUCGACGGUGGCCUACACGAGUCUCAUUCACGGGCUUUGCAUGGCCAACAGCUUCGACGAUGCUCGCGAGCUCUUCGCGGACAUGAACCGAAGAGGCUGCCCUCCAAGCCCGGUGACUUACAACGUUAUGAUCGACGCGAGCUGCAAGAGAGGAAUGCUGGAGGAGGCCUGCGACUUGAUUAAGAAGAUGAUAGAAGAUGGUCACGUCCCGGACGUGGUGACUUACAACACGGUCAUGGACGGGCUCUGCAAGUCCAGCCGAGUGGAAGAAGCUCUCCUCCUGUUCAACGAGAUGGAGCGCCUGGGCUGUACUCCAAACCGUCGCUCACACAACACUAUCAUCCUCGGCCUGUGCCAGCAGUCGAAGAUCGAUCAAGCCUGCCAAGUUUUCCACGAGAUGGAAGCGAAAGACAUACCACCGGAUAGCUGGAGCUACCGCUUCACCUUCAACAUCCUGAUCGACGCUCACUGCAAGAGAGGAAAGCUGGACGAGGCUUUCAGGCUGCUCAAGAGGAUGACCGACGAUGGCCACGUCCCGGACGUGGUGACUUACAGCACACUCAUCUCCGGGCUUUGCUCCAUCGCCAGAGUCGACGAUGCCCGCCACCUUUUGGAGGACAUGGUGAAGAGGCAGUGCAAGCCGACGGUCGUGACGCAAAACACUCUGAUUCACGGGCUGUGCAAGGCGGGCCGGAUCAAAGAAGCUCGAGAGGUGCUAGACGCGAUGGUUUCCAGCGGGCAAUCCCCGGACGUGGUGACUUACAACACGCUCGUCCACGGGCAUUGCCGGGCGGGGCAAACGGAGAGAGCCCGGGAGCUCCUCUCGGACAUGGUCGCCCGGGGGCUUGCUCCAAACGUGGUGACUUACACUGCGCUCGUCUCGGGGCUUUGCAAGGCCAACCGGCUACCGGAAGCUUGCGGGGUGUUCGCGCAGAUGAAGAGCUCCGGCUGCGCUCCAAACUUGUUCACGUACACUGCGCUGAUACUCGGGUUUUGCUCCGCGGGUCAGGUCGAUGGAGGUCUCAAGCUCUUCGGGGAGAUGGUCUGCGCAGGGAUCUCCCCCGACCACGUCGUGUAUGGGACGCUGGCAGCGGAGCUUUGCAAGAGCGGCAGGAGUGCUCGGGCGCUGGAGAUACUCCGCGAGGGGCGAGAGAGCUUGCGGAGCGAGGCGUGGGGUGACGAAGUGUAUCGCUUUGCCGUGGAUGGUUUGCUCGAGGCAGGGAAGAUGGAGAUGGCGCUGGGGUUUGUGAGGGAUAUGGUACGAGGUGGGCAGCUCCCGGCUCCGGAGAGGUGUGCUAGUUUGGUGGCGGGGCUUUGUAAAUCGGGGCAGGGAGGAGAGGCUCGAGCGGUGCUGGAGGAGAUUAUGGACUUGGCGUAUGGUGGGAAGGCACGAGGCAAGGCGGCCAAGUUUGUGGAAGAGAUGGUUGGCAAAGGAUAUGAGAUUGAAGAUGCAGUUUUGGGGCCUCUGAAGUAAAUUAAUUCUAGGUUUAAAGUUUAACAUGAUACCUUGACAUUUUUCAUGAAAUGUCAGAAUUCAUUUUUAUUGAAUAUCCUGAAGUUAUAUAUUA